AUGGAUGCAUUUGUAUUAGCACUUCGAAGACUCCAAAAUCAUCUCAGCAGUCAGGACCAAUGGGUCAAUCAGCUGAGUACAAGAUUUAGCACCGGCACUUCUAUUCUCAACUCUAAAUUCUUGCUCGAGACUUUUGGACACAGAGUCGAGUCUGUUGAGAACGAUACCAUUGAUGCUGCUCAGAUACGGUUAGUUGUGGAGUCACAGAUUUCUAUGGGCAAGUGCGUUGCUGUUCUGGCGUAUUCAUAUGGACAACCUGUUGCUAAUGCUACCACCAAGGGGCUGUCUAGAAAAUGA
Penicillium taxi is the source of this 297-nucleotide messenger RNA. RefSeq lists its product as uncharacterized. The coding region runs from base 1 to 297 and encodes 98 amino acids. The record is from RefSeq and is a predicted model, not a curated record. Lineage: Eukaryota; Fungi; Ascomycota; Eurotiomycetes; Eurotiales; Aspergillaceae. The transcript has a single exon.